AUGGGGUUGGCAGGCACUAAGGUUAAGCAAAGAUUCGGACUAGAUCCUAGAAACACUACUUGGUCCAAUAACACCGACCGUUUUGGACACCAAUACCUCCAGAAAAUGGGCUGGAACCCUGGAGAAGGGUUGGGUCUUGUGGAGCAUGCAACAACAACUCACGUGAAGGUUUCCAUAAAGAUGGAUAAUGCUGGUUUAGGGGCCAAAUUGGCCAAGAAAACCAAGAAGGACGAGUUUGACAGUGGUGAGUGUGCUGGACUUGAUGUUUUCCAAAGAAUCUUAGGAAGACUUAAUGGAAAGGAGGAGCAGAUCUCCAAUGAGUUGGAAAGACAAAGACUUGACAAGAUCAUCAAUGGCAAGUGGGGUAUGCAUUUCGUCAAGGGUGAGACUUUGAAGUCCACUUGGGAUUCGGAGUGCAAGACCUUAAUGAAAGAGGAGAGGAAGAGACGACUUUCUGAAGUUGAGGGAGAUGUAGUGUCGAGAAAGAAAUUGAGAAAGGAGAAGUCUGAGAAGUCCGAGAAGAAGGAAAAGAAGGAAAAGAAGGAAAAGAAGGAAAAGAAGGAAAAGAAGGAAAAGAAGGAAAAGAAGGAAAAGAAGGAAAAGAAGGAAAAGAAGGAAAAGAAGGACAAGAAGGACAAGAAGGACAAAAAGGAGAAGUCUGAAAAGAAGGAGAAGGUCAAGAAAGACAAGAAGGAGAAGAAGGAAAAGAUAGACAAAAAAGAAAAAAAGGACAAGAAAGAUAAAGUCCCUAAGAAUGAAGUGACCCGAGAAAGCAUGCUCAAGCCAAAAGAAAAGGCACCAGAGAAAAUAGCGACCAGAUUGUCGGCCAGAGCAAAAUGGAUCAGACAGAAACGUGCCUCUGUCAUGGAUGCGAAGGCCCUCAACGAGAUCUUCAUGAUUACGAACUAA
Molecule: messenger RNA, 909 nt
Organism: Sungouiella intermedia
Lineage: Eukaryota; Fungi; Ascomycota; Pichiomycetes; Serinales; Metschnikowiaceae
Source: the annotation of a GenBank genome assembly